Agrilus planipennis (emerald ash borer) is the source of this 1551-nucleotide messenger RNA. RefSeq names its product cytosolic non-specific dipeptidase (gene Cndp2). Gene Ontology annotation, biological process: proteolysis. Lineage: Eukaryota; Metazoa; Arthropoda; Insecta; Coleoptera; Buprestidae. The transcript has 5 exons. The coding region runs from base 93 to 1523 and encodes 476 amino acids. The record is from RefSeq and is a predicted model, not a curated record. Gene Ontology annotation, molecular function: metallodipeptidase activity.
AAGUAAAUAUAAGCUGCAGAACAUUUAUGUUUUUACCAGUUAUUAAACCCAGUUAAUAAAUUCAAGUAGUUUUUUGUGGUUUAUUGCAGAAAAUGUCUUUACCUGCUCCUUUACGAAAAUUAUUCGAUUAUGUAGAAAAGAAUAAAACAGAGUAUAUAAGUAAUUUAAAAGAAGCAGUGGCAAUUCAAUCUGUGUCAGCAUGGCCAGAAAAAAGAAGCGAAAUUAAAAAAAUGGCAGAAUGGGUAGCAAGUCGUUUAAAAGGACUUGGUGCUGAAAUAGAACUUAGAGAAAUUGGCCAACAAACAUUGUACGAUGGUCGUAAAAUUCCUUUGCCACCUGUUCUUCUAGGAAAGCUUGGAAAUGAUCCAAAGAAGAAGACCGUAUGCUUGUAUGGUCACUUAGAUGUGCAACCUGCUUUAAAGGAGGAUGGAUGGGAUACAGACCCUUUUGUUCUUACAGAAAAAAAUGGAAAACUUUUUGGUAGAGGUUCCACUGAUGAUAAAGGUCCAGUGCUGUGUUGGAUACAUGCCCUACAAGCAUACAAAGCAGUUGGAGAAUCCAUUCCUGUAAACAUACGUUUUGUAUUUGAAGGAAUGGAAGAAUCAGGAAGUGAGGGACUAGAUGAUCUUUUAUUUGCAGAAAAAAACAAUUUCCUUAAGGAUGUUGAUUACGUAUGCAUUUCUGAUAAUUAUUGGCUUGGCACUGAUAAGCCUUGCAUUACUUAUGGACUUCGUGGAAUUUGCUACUUCUACAUUGAAGUUGAAUGCGCUGCCAAGGACUUGCACAGCGGCGUUUUUGGGGGCACAGUGCAUGAGGGAAUGUCUGAUUUAGUUUGGCUCUUGAAUUCUUUGGUGGAUGUGAAUGGUAAAAUAUUAAUUUCCCAUAUUUAUGACGAUGUGGCGCCAUUAAGAGAAAAUGAAAAGGAAAUAUACGAAAAGAUUCACUUUAACAUUAACGAUUAUAAAUCGAGCGUUGGCUGUAAUAAGUUGGCCCAUAAUGAGGACAAAGUGCAGCUGUUAAUGCACAGAUGGAGGUAUCCUAGUUUGUCUAUCCAUGGGGUCGAGGGGGCAUUUUUUGAACCAGGUCAGAAGACUGUAAUUCCUGGAAAAGUGACUGGAAAAUUUUCAAUUCGGAUUGUUCCCGAUCAGGAGCCCCAAAAAAUUGAGAAAUAUGUUGUUGAUUAUCUCAACAGCAUUUGGAAAGAACGGAAAAGCCCUAAUAAAAUGAAGGCUUCUAUGGUACAUGGUGGCCAACCAUGGACUGAAGAUCCCAACCAUCCUCAUUACCAGGCUGGUAUAAAAGCCACCCAACAUGUGUAUAAAGUGGAACCUGAUCUUACAAGAGAAGGAGGUUCAAUUCCUGUCACUUUGACUUUACAACAGGCUACAGGAAAGAAUGUUCUUCUUUUGCCUGUGGGAGCUGGAGAUGACGGUGCUCAUUCACAAAACGAAAAGAUCGACGUCAGAAAUUACCUCGAAGGGGUAACUAUUUACAAAUAUGAUAUAUUUUGGAGAGAAAAUUAAAUUAAACUUUAACAACUUAUUUUUUAUU